AUGAAGCACCAAGCCAACACGAUGAUGCUGCGAAUCGUCCAGGCCUUAACCUUGCUGAUGGCCACCACCGCCUUCUUCGCCCCUCACGCCCCCUCUGCAGGCAUCAAGCGCGGUGGUCCCGUGUACAACGGGGAUGUCGAGGUCAUCUGGCCUGGCAACAAGAAGGUGAAAGCUAAACCGGGGGAGGCCCUGAAGGCUGUCGCCGCUAGAGCUCGUUACACGCCUAACUACGGAUGUGAAGAGGGGAAAUGCGGUUCAUGUGAGCACAAAGGUAGCGAUGGUAAGAAGUACCGCGUUUGCAUCACGAAGGUGCCGAAAAUCGCCGGCCCAUUGACCUUGAAGCCCUAA
This is a messenger RNA of Nannochloropsis gaditana CCMP526, 348 nucleotides long. RefSeq names its product ferredoxin. Bases 1 to 348 code for a protein of 115 amino acids. The record is from RefSeq and is a predicted model, not a curated record. The transcript has a single exon. Gene Ontology annotation, molecular function: 2 iron, 2 sulfur cluster binding.